Molecule: messenger RNA, 1541 nt
Organism: Mustela lutreola (European mink)
Lineage: Eukaryota; Metazoa; Chordata; Mammalia; Carnivora; Mustelidae
Exons: 2
Coding region: 1-639 (212 amino acids)
Source: RefSeq, a predicted model, not a curated record
AUGGCCGGGGCGUACACUGGGGCGUACACUGGGGUCGGGGCCAAGAACAGGGGGCGCGCACGGGGCCCGAGGUCUGGGGUCCGGGGUCCAGGGUCUACCGACGCCGCGCAGGCAGAGGCGGCUCCGCGCGGGGUAGAGGUCUGGCCCCGCCGCCCCGCCCCGGAGACCAGCCCCCGGCCCGCAGCCUAUCGGCCCCUCCGACGCCAGGAGGGGCGGUGCUUGGACACCCGCCGGGGAGGGGCGCCUCGCCCCGCGGAUUUCCCGCGUCUACUCCUGGGCUCCUGCGGGCUCCUGAACAGCGCCUGGUGUCCGGCAGGAGAACAAGCUUCCCAGAUGCGGAUCGAAUUAAGGGAAGGGGCGGCAGACAGACCAUCUGAGCCCCUCCCUGGAAGGUCGCCCUCUGCUCUGCGCAGCUGCUUUCUGGACAAGCUCCCUGAGAUGGCAGCCUGGGAACCUGUGCUCCCACCAGCAGUCCCAGGCCAGAGGGCAGAGUUGGACCAUCACGUCCUCCAGAGCGAAAGGCAGCAGCUCAUGGGUGUGGAUGUGGAUGUGGAGGCACCUCAGGCAAAGGCGACAGAGGCCGUGGAAAUGGUCCGAACACACGGGCCCUGUCCCCUGCUGUCACACCACUUCCUGUGAUGAAACGAGGUACGGAGCCGCAUGCCGCGGCGAUCGUGAUCUCUUCCUUCCUCGCAUGUGGCAAUUCUUUGAGAACAAAAACUAAAAGGCAAAAACCAAAGCUGCUGUGGGUGCCCACUCUCCACUCCGUGGGCAGCUGACCGGCCACGUGCAGCUGCUGUGAGCAGCCAGGACCAGGACCCCACAUGCACCUUGGCCCUCCCCCUCACCCCCUGCAUCCCUGAGGUGCAUUGGCAAACCUCCUGCCCAGGGCCCAGGAUGGGACACGCAGUUUCUGGGCCUCAGGGCAGGGCAGGAGGGCCCCAAGGCAGGGUCAGCGGGCUACUCUGCUCACAGUGCAAGGUCUGCACAAUGCCGGGGCUGGCCGUGAUGGCUCACAGGCCACCCCUGACAGGCUUUAGACUGGAAGAGGAAACAGCCUGUGGCUUGAACGGGAGCCCCCGGCUCCACAGUCCCUCCUGUGCAAGGCAGUGGACAGGCUGAGGCUGCCCACACCCCGGCUGCAAGGGGGGCACCCAGGCUGCCUCCAGGAGCCUGCUUCUGGCUCUCAUUCCUCCUUGCCCACCAGGACACCCCUCUCCGGAAGCAGGUGCUCAGAGCUGAACUGGGACAGUGACACGUGACCUCUGGCGGUGGGCGGCAAGGCAGGAGUACUACAGAGCACUGUGGUGGGGGCCCCAGCCGUCGGGCAGGCCGGGGUCAGGUUCCCCAGCCCCGCGGCAGGUGUCCUCAGGACUCACCCAGACAGCUAGAGGACCAUGCUGCCCCCUAGUGCCAGGAGCCCAUCCUAGCACGAUGGUGGACUUCUGGGGGUCCAGGCCAGUGUACCAGACCUCGUGUGGACACCGGGACCCUGUCCCCUGCAUGGCACCUUGGUUAAUUAUCUUCAUGUUGCUCAAACA